GUCUUCCGGGAUAUCUUCGUGCACGCCCCCGUACGGCGCCGCCACCACCGCCACACACACUUUUACUGUCUAUGACACACACACAGUUAGCGACUGACUGGUCCAACCCACCACUGUAGCCAGGUAACCUACAGUCAAAAGCAGACGUUUAGUGUGAGAGCCCUGCACACUUGACUAUCUCUCGCCGAGUCGCGGUUCCCAAGUGAAGAAACUGCUACGACCUCCUCCCCUCCUGUCACGAUGUCUAAGAAGGUUGCGUUUCGGCCGGAGGAGCAGGUGGAUGCGUCCAUCAUCCGCAUUCCGCCGCAUCACUACAUCCACGUGUUGGACCAGAACACCAACAUCGCCCGCGUGGAGAUCGGCCCGCUCACCUACAUACGCCAGGACAACGAGAGGGUUCUGUUCCCCCCCGCCCGCAUGAUCAUGGUUCCCCCCCGCCACUACUGCGUGGUGCUCAACCCCGUUGCCCGGGACGAUGAGGGACGAGUCCAGUUUGACCAAUCAGGACAGGCCAAGCUCCGCCAUGCUGACCUGGAGAUCCGCCUCACACAGGACCCAUUCCCCCUCUACCCUGGAGAGGAGCUGCAGCAGGACGUGACGGCGCUGCAGAUCGUCUAUCCUGACACGGCGUUGAGGCUGCAGGCGCUGCUGGACUUCAAGGAGACGAGUGGCCAGAAGAGAGUGGCUGGAGACGAGUGGCUGUUUGAGGGGCCGGGGACGUAUAUCCCCAGGAAGGAGGUGGCCGUGCUGGAGACCAUCAAAGCCACGGUGAUCCGGGAGAACCAGGCCAUCAGACUCCGCGCCCGCAAGGAGGGAGAGGACAGAGGAGGAGUGCACAGAGUCACUGGUGAGGAAUGGCAGGUCAGUAAGGUGGGAGCGUAUCUGCCUGGAGCUCAUGAGGAGGUCAUCGAUAUCGUCAACGCUUACAUCCUUACUGACAAGAAAGCGCUGCAUGUGCGUGCUCUGCGUCCGUUCCGUGAUGCAGGUGGGCGGGACCGGCGCACGGGGGAGGAGUGGCUUGUUACCAUGGCGGAGCGGGAGGCGCACAUCCCCUCGGUUGCCGAGGAGGUCGUCGGGGUGGUUGACGUGACGACGCUGAGCAGCCGCCAAUACUGCGUAGUGCUCGACCCCGUGGGACCCGACGGCAAACCACAACUCGGACAGAAGAGAGUGGUCAAGGGGGAGCGCUCGUUCUUCCUGCAGCCUGGUGAGCGGUUGGAGAGGGGGAUCCAGGACGUCUACAUCCUGUCUGAGGACGAGGGGCUGGUGCUGCGCGCUACUGAGGCCUUCCUGGACAUAGAGGAGGAGCUGGAGGAGGAAGAGGACCUAGGAGAGGACAGGCCCAUCACGCGCCGUGGCGGCGUCGCCCGUCGUCCUGGCGACCGCUGGAUGCUGCGCGGACCCACGGAGUAUGUUCCCCCGGCAACGGUGGAGGUGGUGUGCAGACGAGAGGCCAUCCCUCUGGACGAGAACGAGGGAAUCUACGUACGGGACAUCAAGACCGGCAAGGUGCGUGCUGUGAUUGGCCAGACCUACAUGCUGACGCAGUACGAGGAGCUGUGGCCCAAGACGCUGCCGCCCAACGUGGAGCAGCUGCUGAUGUCAUCACGCGACCCGCUGGCCGGACGCUCAGACCGCCGAGAGGCCACGCCCACUUCCCCACGCGACUGCACGCGCGUCGUCUCGUACCGCGUACCGCACAACGCCGCCGUACAGGUGUACGACUACCGCGAGAAGAAGGCCCGGGUGGUGUUUGGCCCAGAGCUGGUGAUGCUGGGUCCUGAUGAGCAGUUCACGGUGUUGUCUCUGUCGGGGGACAAACCCAAACGGGCCAACGUCAUCAAGGCCGUCUGCCUGCUGCUCGGACCCGACUUCUGCACCGACAUCAUCACCAUAGAGACCGCCGACCACGCCCGCCUGCAGCUGCAGCUCGCCUACAACUGGCACUUUGACAUUAAGCCGGGCUGUGACGCGGUGAUGGCUGCCACUCUGUUCUCGGUUCCUGACUUCGUGGGUGACGCUUGCAAGGCCAUCGCGUCACGCAUCAGAGGGGCCGUCGCAUCCGUGCAGUUCGACGACUUCCACAAGAACUCCAACCGCAUCAUCUGCUCGGCGGUGUUCGGCUUCGAUGACAAGAUGGCGGUGCGCUCCAGCCUGCGCUUCCCCCAGAACGGGCUGGUCAUCAGCAGCGUCGACAUCCAAUCAGUGGAGCCCGUCGACCAGCGCACCCGCGACGCACUGCAGAAGAGCGUCCAGCUCGCCAUCGAGAUCACCACCAACUCCCAGGAGGCUGCCGCCCGUCACGAGGCGGAGCGGUUGGAGCAGGAGGCGAGGGGUCGGCUGGAGAGGCAGCGCAUCACUGAUCAGGCCGAGGCUGAGAAGGCCAGAAAAGAACUACUGGAGCUGGAGGCCCUCAGUGCUGCAGUAGAGAGUACAGGAGCUGCUAAAGCGGAGGCUCAGUCUCGAGCAGAAGCCGCACGGAUCCAAGGAGAAGCAGCCGUCAACGAGGCCACACUCAAGGCUGAGGCCCAGAGGAUAGAGGCCGAGUCUGAGCUGGGGCGUCUGGCGAAGGCUCGUGAGGCGGAGUUGUCCUACCAGGCGGAGCGCGAUCGUCUGGAGGUGGAGAAGCAGCAGAAGCUCAGCUCCAUCGAGUCCACGCGCUUCACACACCUGGUGCAGGCCCUCGGCAGCGACACACUCACCGAGAUGGCCAGAGCAGGCCCGGAGCUGCAGGUGAAGCUGCUCCAGUCUCUGGGUCUGAAGUCCACUCUGAUCACGGACGGCUCCAGUCCCAUCAACCUCUUCAGUACCGCCAACGGCCUGCUGGGGGCGCUGCCAGGCGCCGCCCCUAAGAGCAGCGAUGACUGAGGAGGAGGAGGAGGAGGAGAAGGAGGAAGAAGCUCGCCUGCUCGUCAUUUUACACCCCUUUGUCUGUAGCUGAUCUAUACAAACCCCUCACACUCUCCCAGAAGCAUGCAUGUUACAGUAACAAGCAACUGUGUGUGUGAAGUCCAGCAGGAAUGUGCGAUGGCUUUGAGUGUGUGAAGUCCAGCAGGAAUGUGCGAUGGCUUUGUGUGUGUGAAGUCCAGCAGGAAUGUGCGAUGGCUUUGAGUGUGUGAAGUCCAGCAGGAAUGUGCGAUGGCUUUGAGUGUGACUUGUUUACAGGACCUGAUUCUGUCUUUAAUGCAGCUCGUAUAUCUUUAUUGUUUAUCCAUGAGCCUGACGCCUCAACUCUCUUAGAGGCUACUUUCUAUAUACAUUAUAUCUUUCUAUAGAUAUAUACAUUAUAUCUUUCUAUCGAUGUAUACAUGAUGUCUUUCUAUAUCUCAACGCCACAGGGGCCUUUUCUCUGUCUCCCAAUCACACCAGUGCUUUAAUUGCAAAUAAAUAAACAACACGUAAACAUGAAAA
Molecule: messenger RNA, 3411 nt
Organism: Sardina pilchardus (European sardine)
Lineage: Eukaryota; Metazoa; Chordata; Actinopteri; Clupeiformes; Clupeidae
Gene: mvp
Product: major vault protein
Exons: 18
Coding region: 241-2868 (875 amino acids)
Cellular component (GO): nucleus; cytoplasm
Molecular function (GO): protein binding
Source: RefSeq, a predicted model, not a curated record